CUCACCAUCUCAUCAAGUCUCAUCUCUCACAUCCACUCAACAGCUCAUCAUGCACACUUGUCCCAACUGCUCUGCUCAGUUCAACAACAGAAAUGACUGUAGUAAGCACAGCAAGAAGUGCUUGAAAGGCAUUGAGACUUUCACAUACAACAGUCAAGAGAUUACUGUCUAUAAAAAUGCAGAUGCUGGAGGAAAAGCCUACAAGACAUUGGAGGUUAUGAAGAGGCACCUGAAAAGUACAAAAUCACAUUGGGUUGGCAAGAAUCAACAAGGAGAUACAUUUCUAGAGGCAAGCCAAGAUAUUAGCGUACAUAAUACACAAAGAGUUCAUCAGCAGCAACACUCGGUCUCUAUGCGUGAAAGAGAUGAUCCCAUCGAGGUACACAUGGAGGAAACACAGCCUCUUCAUAUCAGUCGUACAAUUAGCAUGGAUCAGGAGAUUGACAUUAACGAGUCCAUCAGCAAAGCAUCACGCACAGAAUCAUCCAUAGACCUGCAAGAUGAUCAACCUCAAGCAAGUGAAAUAGCAACUCGAGCUAUUAGCCAAGAAAGUCAAGAUGGACUGCUUCACCACCCAUAUCUGGAUACUAUCAAUAUUGUCGUAAAUCCAGACCUGCGGAUCUUAUGCUGUCACAUCUGUCAAGUCGCACUGGCUCCUGGUCAUGUCUCUGGCCACAUGAGAAAUGUCCAUCCAGCAAUCAAAUUGCAUGACGAUCGAUUCUGUCAAGCAGUAGCAGACAUUGAUAUAGCCACAGCUCUUCCGACCUCUAUAGCAGGAGGCAGAGGUGUCAGUGCAUACAAGGGCCUAAAGACACACAACGGCUUUGCUUGCGAUCUUUGCUCCUAUGCAGGUGGAUCACGAGUGACUAUGGGCGAUCAUCAUCGAGAAAAGCACCAGUCCAUCCCACUGCCCAAGCAAUGGACUCCUUGCAUGGUACAGCAGCUCGACAGGGGGGUGCACAAGAAAUAUUGGAGAGUGGCCGGAGGCCAGGAGACAUCUUGCGAUCAUCAGGAUGCAAUAGACAAGAUGAGAAAAGAGAUGGAAGAGGUGACUAGAGUGGAGCAAGUGCCGCAAGAGAAGCGGUUGGUGAGCCCUUGGCUGUUGACCACCAGGUGGCACGAACAUGUAGCCGGUCAUGAAGUCGCGACCCUAAGGAAGCUGGUAGAGAUACCAAAGGCAGACGAGGCCAUCAUGCCCGACCUCGCGCAUGCGGUGGAGCUAUAUUUUGAAAGUGCCUUGGUUUUGUUGGAUACCACAGAAGAGUUGGUCUUGCAGCGUCUCAACUCUCCUGAUCCAUUGAAAGAGCGAGUCACUAGUUUAUCAUACGCUGGAAUCAACAACUCGCCUCUUCACCGCCAUCAAGAAGCUGGGACCAUGAAGUCAUAUGUGCGCUCGACCAUCGGUCUGCUAGCCAUGCUGCUGAGGACGGACAGAGGGGACGACUAUGAGAUUCCGAUCCCGCAACACCUCAUGCAAGCCCUGCAAGAAUUGGAACUGGCACUGACAGAGAAGGAGGAGACGACAGAAAAGAUACAUGCGGUCCUCACCAUGAUCUGGAUGACCAAGUGGGUCAAGGAGAAGGACAACACGAUCCCUUGUCCCACAGAGCGAUUCCUGGCUUUGCACACUCUGGAGGCCGAUGGACGACACAGGGAGCCAGUGCUCAUCACUCCCAUCUUGGCCAGACUAGAGUACUGCAUGCGGCUUGCGUGUCUGAAGCAAUUGAAAAUUCUCAGCACCAAGCUAUAUGAUGGCAACGACGAAGCAGCAUGCGACGCACUCCAGCCAUGGUUCACCGAUAAAACAAACUCGCCUUUCAGUGGCUUGCGAUCGCUUCAGCAUCGAGCAUCGAGCAUCGCAUACAAGACCACAAGUCUGCCUCGCGUGUGGUGGGUGGACCGCAAGAGAUGGAUGGAGAUGCUGUACAGAGGCGAUAAGGUGCACAUCAACCAGCUCAGAGAGAUGUUCGCUUCCUUGGAGAUGAAACUGGUGGAUCUCUGGGAAAACAAGGUGUUGGUCGGAAUCAGGGUCUACGUCCACUACAAGAAUCUCGUGGAUGAUAGCAACAACUACGAUGUGGGCUACUGCUUCUUGUCCGACCGCAGGAACACCUGCUUUGCAGACCGUGAUCGCUUCCUCAAGGCCCUCAUCGAUAAUCCAGAGGUCUUCAGCCAGUUUGCCGUAACUCGGUCGCAGCGCAACCUGGUCAUUCUGGGAAAGAACCUCACCAUGCUCAGGACAUAUCACAAAGGAAGCGCAUUGUCUGGGACCGACAAGCUCAUCCCUCACUCGAUAGAUGGUGUCACGGCCGACAUCAUGAUCCAAGACCUCGCCCUGACCAGGCCCUUUGCUGAAGUAGCCGCCCACAUCUGCUACCCAGACAAGCCAUGGAUCAAAGAGUCGUAUCAGAAGCACAUCUUCAUGAACGACCACAAGCUAUUCACCAGCGAACAGCUGUCUGCCACCAUGGCCAGGGAAAGUCACCGCCUUCAACGCAAACUCGGUAGAUUUGCAGAGGAGCUGUUGGAGGAAGACGAUCAAGACACGAUAGAGGCACUUCAAGCCGGCCACAGCAGGACGACAGAGAACCGAAUAUAUGGUCUCAGUCCAGAUACACUGGCAGCAGGGGCCGAGGACCUGCUGCCUCAAUUCCUUCAAGCUAGCACCAACUGGCAGUUGCUCAUGCACACAGUCCCAGGCGGUCUGGAACUGGCAUACACCGAUGCCAGGACCCACCACUUCAAACAGCUAGCAGACUCCGGAAGGUUUGGAUCAGACUAUGAAGAGAUCGAGGCACCAAGUCAUGUGAGGCCUCCCCUCAUUGAUGCUCCCAAAGUCACGGCAGAGAUCCAUUUGUCGACGGACACAUUGGCCAACCGCAUCGCAGGCAAGCUAGAAGAGAAGAUGAUGGCUGGCAUCGAGCAGAGAUUGGUGACGAGGGUGGUGGAUGCUCUCACGCCAGUACUGGAAAGAAUUGUAAUGGAAGCCAUGAAGACAGCGAUUCCACAGCAACUGGUCGGAGUUCCUACCAACGACAUCACUUCGACGAUAUCUACGGCAUACGCGUAUGCUAAACGACCGCUGCAGCAGCCAAAGCCACAAGUCGCAAGUCACCCAUUCAUAAGAAUUGGACGGGACAAUCGAGCUUCCAACAAGGAGUGGGAUGAGAGCGAUGCGGACGGGCAAACGACUUCGAGUGAUUACCCGACGACCAGCAACGAGUCCAAUAUGAUCGACACGACGAGCGAAGACGAUGUGAUCGGUCAGAAGUUGAAAGAGGUGGAGAUUGUCAGCGAUGACUAUGGAGCAUCGGCGCCACCCGCGAAUCAGCUGGCUCUGAAGGACAAGGAACGCAACAUCGAACGCAAAUGCCUAGCAAAAGGGAGGCAGGUCAUGGCCACACUGAAGCGAGAGACCGACGUCAUUGCCACUGCUCAAGACGGGCGGGGGAAAGUCGAUGCUGGCCCUCCUUCCGGCCAUAAUGGAGGCAGACAGGGCGGUGGUGGUGGUCCUUCCUCUAAAGUCCUUGAUGAUCGACUGGGAGAGAAAGCUCAAAGUCAUGGGAGUUCUCCUUCCAAGUCUACGACCACCAGCCGUCCCUUGUCCACCAGCAUCAAUCUGAUCCUGUGUCGGCAGACAAGGCCAGGGUCAAGACAUGGAGACAAAUGCCUGGCUGAGUUCAACGAGAUCCUGCCGAAGAUUUCAGAGUGUCCAUGCAGGAUGUGCACGAGCUCAGACAGUUUCCCCAUGCAGCUCGUACUUCUGAGCGGCACGAUACCUCCUUCAAGCCUCGCCUCCCUCAAAGCGAUGUUUGGGCUCUUGCCCACAGCCAUCGAGGAUAAGAGAGUCCAGCAACCGUCCAGAGCUGGAACGCGCUGGCCAUUCUACAAUGGAUCAAAGGACGUGAGCGACGCCUCCAGAGCGCAAUACUACAAGGAUUGGCGCUCUGGCAAGAGUCCGGUGAUGAUCUGCACGAGCGCCUUCAGCACAGGCAACGAUUAUCCUCACGUCCGACUGGUCAUCCACCUGAAGACCCCACUGGAGAUGUCUGAGAUCAUCCAAGCUCAAGGGCGAGGCGGAAGGGACGGAAAUCCCGCCAGAUGCUACAUGCUUCCAUCGACAUCACCUCCCAAGAUCAUCAUCGGACGAUCAGAGACAGAUCACAAGGGUCUAUGGUAUGCCCACGACCACAUCUACAGCCACGGUCUGAAGCGCUGCCUUCGCUACGGAUCGACCCUCUACAUAGAUGGAGAGGGAACCAAGUGCGGGGCCGAUCGGAGAAACCAGCUGUGUUGUGUCUGCAAGAACGACGCCAAGGAGCCGGUUCAAGCAAAGGCGGCCACUCAACAGCAUGUGCGCAUGCUCCCAACAUCCCCGCUCCACAGACGCGCCGUCUCCACAAACAUACCGCCCUUGCAACAGCGCACGCGUAUGCUGAUCGGCGCCUCUCCCAGUCACGGACGAAAAGUCUCGCUCAACAAAAGGGUGUUCAAUGACAUGUCUGGCGCAGCAGAUCCCUUUGCGGAGGCUGCCACACGUUCUAAAAAGCUGAAGACGACGAAGCAAGCGGCGGAGAUGAGCCAAGUGGACCGGAUGAGAAAAGCGUUGGACACGAUGAAGGACAAAGGAUGCACUCUAUGCUAUGCGAGCGACAAUGGCGAGUUGGAAGACCACCGGAUGAGCCAGUGUCCAUCAUGGACAUCCAUAGAUAGCACUCUGGGGCAGUACUUUGAAUGGAAGAAGGAGAUCAGAUACAACAACCACAAGGGCAUCUGCUGGAUAUGCCACGUGCCCACGUGCAGAGACGAACUGCACGUGCCUCUCGUGAAGGGGUUCGAGAGACAACCAGUGCGGACUGGCCAGACAUUGUAG
This is a messenger RNA of Suillus clintonianus, 4873 nucleotides long. RefSeq lists its product as uncharacterized. Gene Ontology annotation, biological process: double-strand break repair via homologous recombination. Gene Ontology annotation, molecular function: 3'-5' DNA helicase activity; four-way junction helicase activity. The transcript has 18 exons. Lineage: Eukaryota; Fungi; Basidiomycota; Agaricomycetes; Boletales; Suillaceae. The record is from RefSeq and is a predicted model, not a curated record. Bases 50 to 4873 code for a protein of 1607 amino acids. Gene Ontology annotation, cellular component: cytoplasm; chromosome.